AAUGGACCCCUCAAGGGUUCCCACGCUCCAAGGUUGCCCUUUACCAUCACCCGGUCGCAGAUGCAUUAAAAUGUUACGACGACAAUACGGCAUUGCUGCGCCGUCCUCGGUAACCCCUGUGCAUCACCCUGAAGACGUCCAGCCGAACGAGAAGAACGUUCAAGGUCGGCGCAACCUGCCACCCACGCUCGUUAACACCAGUUCGAGCGGCACUGCUGGUCCAGCAAGUCGAGGGGGACAUCGAGGAGGUGGGGCACCUAUGGCUCGAGGUGCAAUGACACAAGUUGCCCGUCGAGGAAAUGGUUCGUGGAGAGGGAAUCCAUCGAAUCGAGGAGGGCAACCCACUAACCAACGGCCAACAUUUCCAAUUGCACACUGGUCUAUUUUGGAGGCAUACAACCCUUCAAGCCAGACAUCGAGACGGUCAGAGAGCGACGUCGAUAUCUCGAUGUCCUCCGGCUCGCAGUCGUCGCUCUCGUCCAGCAGUGUAUCUUCCAACAGGCAACAGCAGAUGAGGCAGGCACCUCGACUUUCUGACGGUCCAAAGACUGUGUUUACCCCCCAUCCUAACUCUAAUAUCCAACGCAAUGCAAGUGUUGAGGAGGUAGAAUCUUCGACUACGGCGCACGGGCCACAGCAGUUGCGCAACAACAGCCCAUUAGGACGUACGUCCACACGACACCCCCAGUAUCCAAUCGCACAUUCGUCCGUUCCCGAAACUACAGUUCGAGUGUCGUUGAUUCAAGGUUCUGUUUUGGAAAUUCCGUCCACGACUCUAGGUCCCAGCGUCAAGCUAGUUUCACCUGCCCUUUUGCCGCACGCCACACCACCCCCACCUUAUUCUCCUCCAGCAGCAUCGCAGACGAAGGAUCUCCAUUGUUGGAUGGAGCGAUCGCGUUCUCCAACGCCGAAGCUACCCUCUGUACCGCUCAAACGCAGGAAAAUCGACAACGAAGAGCCAGGGACACGUUGGCCGUCCAUGCAGUCACCACCACCGGGCUCUAUGCCCCCACCAUCUUCUAUACCACCGCCCUCUCGACCUCCUCUACCCACGCGACUGACAAGACCUCUAUCCCAACCAGUCAUCAAAGUUGAAUCGACACGUAUACCCGUCAAAUCCGAGUCUCUGUCUCCAGAGCCAGAGCCUUUGGCGUCCAGACCAGAGCUUGUAACAGGAUCGUGCACAAGGUUCCUGUUGCCCGAAGAGUGUUUGAAGACGAACCCGGCAUACAAGGAGAACCGACAGCGAUUCGUAAAAGAGAAAGCUCAAGAAAUCAGGAGGCUUGGGCUACAAAGGACGAAGAUUAUGCUGAGAGAUGAUGGUCUCGUCAUUGAGUGGAUGAGCCCUGUGCCUGUAUGGUCCGACACUUACCUUCCUGAAGAUGUUGAAGUAGUCGACGGCCCAGCUCCAUCUCCGAGUCCCAGUCCAGCAAAACGUAGACGAACACAAGAAACUCCCGAGUCUGAACUCUCUUUCUCCCAACCCCAACCCACCCCACUACCAUUGACCCCACCGGUCAAAAAGAAGCUUGUUAGUACGCAAGGCCCUGCGUCAUCUGUCUCCGGCUCGCAUGCGCGGUCGAGGUCUGGUUCGUGCAGUAAACCACCUUCCUCGUCUGCUCCGCCAGCCGCCUCAUCCUCGAGGCAUGUCUCUUCUUCCUCAAAACCUGCCCCUCCAUCUAAAUCUACCUCUAAGAAGACCCCCACUCCCGCUCCCGCCUCCUCUUCGUCUCAGCCACCCGCAACGACCAGGACCGCAUCGUCUGCUCUUUCAUCCACGUCAGCCCCAGCGUCGACCGUACCAUCGACCGUACCAUUAAAUGCUAGUGGGCAUAGGAGGAUGAAAGCGAGAAAGGGAGCUCCAGUUAGACACUGGGCGGAUGGGAUACCGAAGGAGGAAGUUGAUCGAUUUAUCGGGGUGAAGGUCGUGCAGGACGAGGACGAGGAUGAGGAUGAAAUUCAGGUGGUAGCGGUCAAUUUGAAGGGCAAGGGGAGCCAAGUUUCGAAGAGCCCCAGUGUUACGAAGGCAGGCUGGCAUACACAAUCCCAACCGCUGUCGCCACCUCUAUUUCAACCUCUAUCUCAGCCUCUAUUUCAUUCACUCUCCCAACCGCUAUCUCGACGAUCAUCUCAACCACAACCCCAAUCGUUGUCUCAACCGCUUCCUCAAUCGAAGGCGAUCCCGGGGCCAAAACCCAAGGGCCCACCGCCACCACUCCCAACGCGGAUGAGCCUGCCGGUCGUGAAGUCUCCAGUUUCAGAGUCCUCCACAGCGUUGACUGCUACGAGCGCAAUGCCAAUCCAGAAACGAGAGACGUCUACCGCAGCGCCGGUACUGGUGCCCAUUCCGUCUCGACUGGCCGGCAACUCCGCAAAGCCCAUUUCUGCUGAUCGUGAUCCGGUGCCGAACUUUGGCUACCGUGUUAUUAAGCCGACCCAUCCAACCGUUAUUGCAAAGGUGGAGGAUAACGUUGUUAGCACGCCUGAUGUGGUGCCCGUAAAAAUGGAAGAUUCCUCACACCUGGGCAUAGAUAUGCCGUCACCCCAGAUGGAGAGAUCAGCCCUGCAUGUUUCGUCUGCCGUUGGUGAUAUUUGUGCUCAUGUAGUAGAUACGGAUUCCAAAACCGAGCUCGUCGCGAGUGUGCUGCGGUCAGAGACUGCUGGAAAUGAGCAUCUUGAUCAAGACGUAGGGCUGGUCGUACAGGACGAAAAAUACGACGAUGCUUGGUCAAGCGAUGACGAAGAGGAGCCAGCUUCGGAGACGGAGCUCUGGGCCGUUGAGUACUUGCAGAGGUAUCUACAGCUGUUCGACUACAAUAGACUGGGACUCGGCAUGGCCUACGCAAAGGAUGCGAUGUUCUCGUGCCGGGUCCACCACCUCCACAGACCAUCAUAUUCCAUGGCUGGCCUCUUCGCGCCCGAACCCAAUCUGUCUACCAUAGACAGACCGUAUCCAAAUGCCUUGACAGUGACACAAGGCCGCUUGCAGAUCAUGGAUCGACUGCUAACAAUGGGUCCCUACGUCUUCUGUCCACGCGGCCAGGGGCGUACUGCUGUCUACGAUGUCGUCUCGCAUGACGGCCACCAUGUCCUGGUGAAGAUGCAUGGCGAGGUGGCCAGCCCCAACGCAGAGGACCCGAAUAUGGAUCAUGUGCUCACUCUAGACCAGAGCUUCGUCCUGAGAAGGAAGUCGGCGGAGGAUGACGGUGAUGAGAUAGACGUUGAACUCGAAUAUCAAGCAGGCGACAAGAUGAUGGGCGCUGCGGGUCCUUUGAAGCGAGAAAAACCAUGCGCUUGGCCUCUCGUAGCUGUAUCACAUCAGAUGACCGUACGCGAAGGCGCCCUUCUGCCCUUCGAGAACCUUCGCGAGAUCACGCCGUGGGUAAAGGAUGUUUUGGAGGAGUCGUCUCCGUG
Molecule: messenger RNA, 3414 nt
Organism: Cyclocybe aegerita
Lineage: Eukaryota; Fungi; Basidiomycota; Agaricomycetes; Agaricales; Hemipholiotaceae
Source: the annotation of a GenBank genome assembly